AUGAACAAGUCGUCGAAAUCGUCAUCUAGCUCUAUUCAUAGAGGGAAACAGGAGACCCCGCCGAGGGCCGACCGUGAAGGUGUCUCAGCCGUCUUUGCCCAAUUUGGGCAAUUGCUUCAGGCUUCACGACGACCUCUGCCUACCCAGAACGGCGAUGGGACAUAUACCACCACAGUCCAGAGACCAGGAUUUAGGAAUGAUUUAAAACAUAUCCGUAUGAAAGAUGUGAGGACAAUCGCGGAUCUUGUUCGGAGCAAGCUCAAGGGGGAACAGGUUACCGAUGACAAGACAAUGAUAAUGGAACGCGUUAUCCAACUCGUCGCUGGCCUACCCGAUAAGUCUCGGCUUAGAGAGGAGUUGACCAAUGUCUUCAUAAAUGAACUUUGGUACACGUUGGACCACCCGCCUCUACUGUACAUGGGAGAUAAACAUCAAUACAGGAUGGCGGAUGGAUCGUGGAAUAACCCGACAAACCCUCAACUUGGAGCAGCUGGAUCUACGUAUGCUCGAACUUGUCGCCCUGGCAUUGUACCUCUGGGUGCUUUGCCUGACCCAUCGCUUAUCUUCGAAUCAGUCAUGAAGCGGACCGAAUAUCGCAAGCAUCCGAACAAUGUCUCCUCGAUACUUUGGUACUGGGCGACCAUCAUCAUUCACGACCUCUUCUGGACCGAUCAGACAGACAUAAGCAAAACUAAGACUUCCUCGUUCUUAGAUCUUUCUCCGCUCUAUGGUAGUAACGAAGAAAUGCAAAAGACCAUCCGAACUUUCAAAGAUGGGAUGAUGAAGCCCGAUACUUAUGCCGACAAGCGGCUUCUUGGUUCCCCGCCAGGAGUAAGCGUCCUCUUAAUCAUGUUCAAUCGUUUCCACAACUACGUGGCAGCAAACCUUGCUGCCAUCAAUGAGGGUGGCCGCUUUACGCCACCCGGCCCGGGUCUUAGCAAGGAGAAAGAAAAGGCCGCAUGGGAUAAAUACGACAAUGACCUUUUCCAAACUGCCCGGCUUGUGACUUCCGGAUUAUACAUUAACAUUACCCUCGUGGACUAUGUGAGAAACAUCAUCAAUCUCAACCGAUCCAACACCACGUGGACUCUUGAUCCUCGAGCAGAUAUGGGCCGUGACGCUGGAACUAAUUCAGGGUCUGAGCGUGGUACUGGAAGUAUGGUUUCCGCCGAGUUCAAUCUUUGUUACAGGUGGCAUUCAUGCAUCUCAGCCAAGGACGACCAAUGGGUUCAAGAUUUCUUCCGAGGGAUAUUCAACAAAGAUCCACAGGAGCUGAGUGAUCACGAUAUGUUCAUGGGCUUCGCGAAAUUCGAACGUGGUAUCCCGGAAGACCCUGCUGAGAGAGUAUUCGGCGGCUUCAAGCGUAACGCUAACGGCGCGUUCAAUGACGAUGACCUUGUUAACUGCAUAUGUGAUUCCAUAGAGGAUUGCGCAGGGGCAUUUGGUGGUCGCAAUGUACCCCAGGCAAUGAAGCCAGUCGAGAUAUUGGGUAUCCUCCAAGGUCGGAAGUGGAACGUCGCGGGUCUGAACGAGUUCCGCAAACACUUCGGACUUAAGCCUUACGAGAGAUUCGAAGACAUCAAUUCCGAUCCUGAGAUUUCCGGUUCGCUCCGAAAUCUUUACGAACAUCCGGAUUAUGUUGAGUUAUACCCAGGGAUCGUGGCUGAGGAGGCGAAGGAGCCAAUGGUCCCCGGUGUUGGAAUUGCCCCUACCUACACCAUCUCCCGUGUCAUCCUAUCAGAUGCCGUCUGCCUCACUAGAGGAGAUCGUUUCUACACUACCGAUUAUCACCCGCGUGGCCUCACGUCUUGGGGAUAUAAUGAAGUGGCGUAUGAUCUAAACGUCAACCAGGGCUGCGUGUUCUAUAAGCUGUUCAUCCGAGCUUUCCCUAACUACUUCAGGAGCGACUCAGUCUAUGCUCAUUACCCUAUGGUCGUUCCAAGCGAGACCAAGAUGAUCCUAACCAACCUUGGCCGAGUUCAGAACUUCAAUUACGACCGUCCUUCAUUUAUCCAUCCACAAGUUAACAUCACAACCUACGAGGGCGCCCAAUACAUAUUCGACAACCAAGACAAGUAUAAAGCCAUUUGGAAUGAAGGAUUUUCAUUCCUAAUGGGCGCCGGCCGUAACCCCUCUAAGCUUUCGGAAGACCCCGCCUUUCAGGCUAGACAGUGGGAGAGUAUACAAUAUCAACUAUACAAAGAGGAUUGGAACUCGGACAUCAAGACCUUCUACUCGCAGGUCACUGAUAAGCUGAUCAGAGAGAAAAGUUAUAAGCUGGCCGGGCAAAAUUUCGUUGACAUUGUCCGAGAUGUUGGGAACAUUGGGCCGGUGCAUUUCGCCUCGCGGGUAUUCAAUUUGCCACUCAAGACAGAAGAGAACCCAAGGGGUAUUUAUAGCGAACAAGAACUAUACAUGGUUCUCGCUAUAAUAGUUGUUUGCAUCUCCUUUGAUAUCGACCCUGUCAAAUCAUUCCCGUUACGCCAGGCAGCAAAAGCUGUGGCGGGGCAAUUGAGCAAACUAAUUGAAGCAGAUGUAAAGCUGGUAACGAGUUUCGGUGUUGGUAAUUUGUUCGCUUCAAGGCCAAAGAAGAAUGAUCCGUUGGCAGCGUAUGGUACUAAUUUGAUCAAGGGACUUUCCAAAGCUGGCAUGAGCAAUUACGAUAUCGCAUCGAGUCAAAUCAUGCCGACCGCAGGCGCAUCUGUAACAAGCAUCGCGGAAGUGUUUGCCCAAGCUGUGGACUACUUCUUAUCACCAGAGGGAUCCAAAUACAUCCCUGAGUUGUAUCGCGUCGCGAAUACCCCAUCCACGGAUGAAACAGACGCAUUGAUGCUCGGGUACUGUAUGGAGGGCAUCAGGCUCGCGGGAACUUUCGGUUUAUACCGUGAAGUGGCAGUCGACGAUACGAUCGGGGAGAGCGAUGGCCACCGAGUGCCCGUUAGAUCUGGAAAUCGCGUUUUUGUCAGCUCUAUCGAUGCGGCUAAGGAUGCCAAACAUUUCCCUGACCCCGAGAAAGUGAAUCCGCGUCGUCCAUUGGAUGCUUACAUCCAUUUCGGGUUAGGACCUCACGCUUACUUUGGAGGUAAUGCAAGUCAAGCUGGGUUAACAGAGAUGUUCCGAUCUGUUUUCAAGCUGAAGAAUGUUCGGAGGGCUCCCGGUGCUCAAGGAGAGCUCAAGAAAGUGUCCGCACCUGGCCGUUCCUAUUUGUACAUGAGAGAGGAUAGGGGAGCAUACUUCCCGUUCCCUUGCACGAUGACGAUAUGCUACGAUAACUAA
This is a messenger RNA of Hypoxylon trugodes, 3276 nucleotides long. Its product is annotated as linoleate diol synthase. The transcript is spliced from 7 exons. The coding region runs from base 1 to 3276 and encodes 1091 amino acids. Gene Ontology annotation, molecular function: oxidoreductase activity, acting on paired donors, with incorporation or reduction of molecular oxygen; iron ion binding; peroxidase activity. Lineage: Eukaryota; Fungi; Ascomycota; Sordariomycetes; Xylariales; Hypoxylaceae. The record is from RefSeq and is a predicted model, not a curated record. Gene Ontology annotation, biological process: response to oxidative stress.